CGUUCCUGGCUCGCGUGGCGUCCAAUCAGGAGCAGAACCGAAUGUCUUUGUGGAACGUUUCCAUGGUAAUGGCUCCAAACCUGCUGCCCAGCAACCGCAGACAGGAAGUGACGCGAGCGGAAAUGGAGGAGGCGGUGGGCGGGGCUAAACUGGUCCUCCUCCUGAUCCGACACCGCGCCCUCAUGUGGACGGUGCCCUGCUUCCUAUUGGCUCAGGUGCGGCAGAUGAACCAGGCGUCCAAUCAGAGGAGCCGGAGGCGGCGCCGCGGACGGGCACCUCGGGAGGGCGGCGCCCCGUCCCUCUGUGAUGAUGUCAUCAGAGUGCGCGCCCCGCUGCAGCUCAAGGUCUCCACGGCGAUGAAGCUCGACGCCACGACGAUGGCGCGAAACGUCACCGAGAGAUUCCCCCGCGACGCCCACAGUGGCGCAUCUCUGAGGUUGUACGAGGUCGGAGGAAACAUCGGAGAGCGUCGCCUUCAUCCCGACUGUUUCCUAUUGGGCGUGUACAGACUGAACCCGGGCUGUGAUUGGCUGGUGAAGCCCUGA
This is a messenger RNA of Boleophthalmus pectinirostris (great blue-spotted mudskipper), 545 nucleotides long. Its product is annotated as rho GTPase-activating protein 28-like. The coding region runs from base 42 to 545 and encodes 167 amino acids. Lineage: Eukaryota; Metazoa; Chordata; Actinopteri; Gobiiformes; Gobiidae. The transcript has 4 exons. Gene Ontology annotation, cellular component: cytoplasm. Gene Ontology annotation, biological process: regulation of actin filament polymerization; negative regulation of stress fiber assembly; regulation of small GTPase mediated signal transduction. Gene Ontology annotation, molecular function: GTPase activator activity. The record is from RefSeq and is a predicted model, not a curated record.